Molecule: messenger RNA, 4410 nt
Organism: Oryzias melastigma (Indian medaka)
Lineage: Eukaryota; Metazoa; Chordata; Actinopteri; Beloniformes; Adrianichthyidae
Gene: fam13a
Product: family with sequence similarity 13 member A
Exons: 25
Coding region: 344-3523 (1059 amino acids)
Biological process (GO): signal transduction
Source: RefSeq, a predicted model, not a curated record
CCGGGAGUCACAUGACUGGAAAGGAGAACCAAUAGGAGAGCUCGGCUCAGGUUUCAGCCAGGGAGAACAGAAGGGAAAGAGGAGGGAGGAAGAGGCAAGACCUAAUCUGAGCUCAUGGGCAGGAGUGGAAUCUUGCCGGCUUGAGACAACACUUCUUCAAACUAUAACUCUGUCUGGAUUACCAACGUUCGGAGUCUUCCAAUGGCACGUUUUGGGAUCAGAGGGAUUGGGAUACACAGGAACAGUUCAGGAGUGACUUCUGGAGGACAGUGAGAAGAAGAAGGAGGAAUCAUCAGCAUUUCCCCCUCUGCCACACACUCAUCUGCGUUUCUCCAGUGGGAGAAUGGGGGCAGGAGCUAUGACUGUCUGUCACAGCAAGGCCGCAGUGCAGGUCAAAGAGGACAUGAAGAAGAUGGUCCAGAUACCCAUCCUCAGAUCCAGAGCGGUGGCCGCCCAGCACACCAAACUGUUCGGAGCGUCCCUGUUUGAGCUGCGAGAGCGGGGCCUGGAGGAGGACGGAGUCCCGCUCGUGGUGAAGAGGAUGGUGGAGCAUCUCACCAAGCAUGCGCUGCAUCAGGAGGGUUUGUUCAGAGUAAACGGGAACGUUCGUGCUGUGGAGACCCUUAAACUGCGUCUGGAGAGCGGGGAUGAUGUGGACCUGCUCUCUGAGUGCGAUUCGUCCACCGUGGCCAGCUUGAUCAAGAAAUUCCUCAGAGAUCUGCCGGGGGGUCUGGUGGACGCGGCGGUCCAGCAGGCUCUGAUCCAGAGCUACAGAGAAAAUGGCUCCAGCUCAGAUCUGAGCAUCCUCCUCCAGAAACUUCCAGAUGUCCAGCACAAGCUCCUGCGGUACCUCUGCCACUUCCUCACACUCGUGGAGAACAACCGCAAAGACAACCUGAUGACCGCAGACAACCUCGCCACUGUGUUUGGACCCAAUGUCUUUCAAGUGGCUCCUGGGUUUGAAUCAAUGAAAGACCAGUACACCUGCAACAAGAUCAUGGCUAAACUUAUCCGGGACUACCGCAGCAUCUUCGAGGCAGACGGCGACGAGGAGGCCGGCACAGGGGAGCAGAGCUCACCUAUCACUGUCAAGUCUAAGGAAGCACAGAUGACAAAAACGCCUCCCAAACGUCUCCAUGAGAAGACCCUGAGAGCAGCUCCAAGAACAAAAACGGUGCAUUUAAAGGCACCAGGAAGUGAUGAAUGUGUGAAUACAUCCUGCAUGGACCCUCUGAAGUUGAGGACAAGAAAAAAGAAGGUUAAAAAAGGAGGGAUUAAGCCUGUAGAUGUCCCACAAUCCAGCUCUUCCACAGGAUCACCGCACAGACGAUCCUUCUCCAUCCCCAUCGUUCUGCCCCUAACGUCACAGCUGAGGAGUCCCGGCUCGGGCCGGAUGGACCAGGCGCCGCUCCUGCACGUGGAGUCGAGCCUCUCAGGAAGCUCGGAGGCCCUCAGCAGCUCCCAAGAUGAUGACAGACCAAUAUCUCCGUUCUAUAUGAGCAACCACCUCCACCCUGUCCGCUGCAAACCAGACACAACAAAUUUUCUAGACCAAACCAUUCGCUCAGCAGUGGAGCAGCACGUCUUUGGUGCAAACACAAUAGCAGAUCAACCCCAGGAGAGCUGCGACUUCACCACGUGUCCUUCAAGCCCAAGGGUGAAGCCAACUGCGCGGCAGAGACGCCGGCGCCAAAGGGAGCAACAGGAAGAGGGCCUGGGACUCCAAGAAAAAAACAGAGCUGGUUCCACCAGAACAGACAACAACAAAGAAAACAUUCCAUCCAGCGUUGGCAGCAGCUCAAACAGCCUGGUAGAGGACACGGUUGGAAGUGAGGUCUCACAGGGAAGCCAGAGCAGCACUUCUGAACAAAUCCCCAGAUCCAGGAAGUCUUCACACAGCCCAACGACCGUCCAGCUCAUUGAACACCAGGCCGACCACACGUCUAGAGAGUGUGUUAGUGAAGGACCAGAUGAAAAUCACAUGGACACUCUUCACAAAGGGAAUUAUAUACCGCUGAAAAACGGUCUUGGAUUUGCUUCACAGGCGUUAAGGAUGAAGAUUCAGGAGUCGCCCGUUACUUGUGACACGGCGAGGGUCGGGGGCGUGGAGGUACGAGGCUCGGACCCGGACCGAGAGAAGACGAGCUGCGAGGACGUGCCUCGGCUCGACCUGACAGCGCUGACGGAGGACUGCUGGGGAGAACCCGCCCCAGCGUACUCGCUACACAGAGAGAGCAUGGACCGCGAGGAGGCCCGGCUCUCCCCUCACGCCGGGGGCCGUCUGAUCCGCCAGCUCCUGGAGGAGGACAGCAGCCCCAUGGUGUCCCCUCGUUUCUACGCCUACGAACAGAGCCAGCAGUACCUGGACGACACAGAAGUGCCUCCCUCGCCGCCAAACGCUCACUCGUUCGUCAGCCGCAGAAGGAGUUCGUCUCUGGGCUCUGGAGACGAUGACCGGGAGGAGCUGACCUCUGCCCAGCUCACAAAGAGAAUUCACAUACUGAAGAAGAAGAUCCAACGGUUUGAGGAGAGGUUUGAGGAGGAUCGUAAAUACAGGCCAUCCCACAGUGACAAAGUUGCAAACCCGGAGGUGCUCAGAUGGGUCAACGAACUAGCCCGGCUCCGUAAAGAGCUAAAAGAACAAAAGCUCAUGAAACCGGAGGAGGACCUUCUUCCUGUGACACGCCAGCGCAGCAACACACUGCCCAAGAGCUUCGGCUCGCAGCUCGACAGGAAGUCCCAGCAGGAGAAGGCGCAGAAGCCGCCGGUGGAGAGCACCCUGGAGUCUAUUGAGAAGAAGCUGCAGGAGAAGAGGGAGGAGGUGAACCGCCCUGAAGACAUCAAGGAUAUGACACGUGACCAAAUCGGAUUGGAGAAAGUCGCCCUGCAGAAAGCUCUUCUCUACUACGAGAGCAUACACGGCCGACCGGUGACCAAAAGCGAGCGGCAGGUCAUGAAACCUCUGUACGACAGAUACCGGCUGGUGAAGCAGAUCCUGUGCAGAGCCACCACCAUCCCCGUCAUUGGCUCCCCCUCCAGCAAGCGCAGAGGUCCCCUCCUUCAGCCCAUAAUUGAGGGUGAAACCGCACUCUUCUUCGAUGAUAUCAAGGAGGAGGAAGACGGCUCGGAGGACGACGGUGACACCAAGACUCAGUUCAAAAUGACGGUGGAGAGCGACCUCAGCAUGCUCAGCAUCCUGGACCACAUGGACGAGGAGGUGGACGGGUUUGUGUCGCCCGUGGAUGAGCUGAAGAACACAACAGACAUGAGGCUGUCCAACCUGCACUCAGCUACCACGCAGGAACUCGUCGAGCAGCUUCAGGAGGCAAGAGAGGAGAAAAAGAGGAUCCGCAAGAACCUCAAGGAGUUUGAGGACCAGUUUUUUCGGCAAAACGGAAGAACUGCUCAAAAGGAGGAUCGCUCGCCGCUUGCAGUGGAGUACCACGAAUACAAACACAUCAAAGCCAAACUGCGGCUGCUGGAAGUUCUCAUCAGCAAAAGAGACGCUACUAAGUUCAUCUGAAAAAAGACUCUAUAAAGACUGGUGCUCAGUGUCUAGCGAUACGAUGAAACACAUCUUUCUUAAGGAGAGACAUCCCUUCAUGUCUAGCUGCUCUGGGAGCAGCACACCUGUUACUGCCCACUAGACUUCACCUGAAGUCCUCCGUCGCCUUCAAAUGGAUGUUCCUUCAAAGCCAGACGCGCACAAUGAAUCAGUUUUUUAUUAAAUGAAUGAUUAACUUAUUCCUAACAUCUUGAAAGUAACAAAUUGUAUAUUUUUUCUCCUGUUUUAACUGUAGAAAUCUCUAAAGAAAAAGAAAGCAUAAAUAAUUUAAAGUAUAGUUAAAAAGUUAUUGAAGAAUUUUGUGCUGAAGUUGUGUAUUUAUGUAUAUUUUUUCUAAGGGAGACGUUACUUUUGUGUGUCAGCUUCAACAAAUAGCUUUCUGUGCUUCGUCCUGACCGUCGCAAUGACCUCCCGUCUCGCCACGACCCCAAAGGCACGACCCGUUCAGUGAAAGGAUUGCCUCAGAGCACUUUGGCCUCGUUUGUUCCAAACACGUUUCCAACUCUACUUCAUGUCCAAUAAGCUAUUAGGUCUCUGGUUUGACGCGAUGGUAGAGGGGGGGGGUGUAAAAUGGCUGCUACACGUGACGCCACGCUUGACCGGUGCAUCUGUCAUCGCCUUCAGAAAUCGAUUGCUCAUCUGUAAAUACUGAUCAUCUGUUAUGUUUACAUUUCUGUGAGCGAAUACUCGACUUCUUUUCUUUUCUCCAAAGUGGAUGAUUAUCAGUGUGAAUUUUUUUCACUUCGUGUAAACACUGGCCAGGCCGAAUGAAACCUCGAGUGUGUACAUUUUAGUACAUAAAUUGGAUUUUGUACAUAAUAAAUGAAAUCCUAUUUUUACUGACA